AUGAAGGCUCUUCUGGGCGAGUUGAGAGCGGCACAGCUUCCUGCAGGGACAUCCAGUGGCACCUUUCUCCCGUACUCUGCUCUGACGGAAAUAGUCACCAAGCAGGUAGUCACGAACAUUCUAGCUCGUCGAAAGAGCAGAUCCCAAGAGACAAUAUCGAAGAUUGCCUCAUUUGUUUGUGGAAAGCCUGAGGCAAGAAGAGUGUUUGCGAUUCUUAUUUACAUUGGCCAAGUCAGGUUGAUUGAACUUUUCUACGAGCACAACUUUGUUGAUUCUAUUCUACCCCUCUAUAUUGACGCUAGUGGCACCGUGAGGACAUGGACCAACCAGAAAUGCAACUCUGAUAUCACCAGAAAGGUCUUUUCUGACGAUGUAUGGGGAGAAGAGGUGGUACCUGAUAUCUUUUGCGACGCCCAGUGGCAAUUUCUCGGGCCCAUCUUCAGCGAGCGUCAGUUCAGUUACACAUUUCUCCCGGAACAUCGCAUGCCGUUUCUGAAGCAAUCAGGCGGGCAUAGAGAAAGUCAUUUCAGCACGGUGGGAAAGUGGUCCAUUCAUCGAUCUCAUUUCAAGACAAGCUCGAAACUCGGCUUAUCGGUUGAUAAAGAUGGCCAUCCGAUUGUAGCAGUGAAAGAGUUGAAAAGUGUCAACAUGAACGACAGCGAGUACAAGCGCGCAGCCGAGACCGAAGCCGAUGUUCUGGAAAUGAUACGAGAAAUGGAACACGCACAUCUCAUCAAGGCGAUCGCCUUUUACACGAGAGCCGAUCAAUAUUUUAUUGUUUUCCCGUGGGCAGGGGGGGGCAAUCUCCGAGACUACUGGGGAAGGGAGCCUCCUCGCAAGCUCGAUGGGGACUUUGUCGGAUGGGUUCUUGGCCAAAUCUGUGGCCUAGCUGGUGCGAUAAAGAAGCUUCAUUCAGCAAAGGACUCCACAUGCCGACACGGGGAUUUGAAGCCCGAGAAUAUUCUUUGCUUCGAAGACAACAAAAGCUCCGAUCCGUUUGCUCAACCAUUCCUUGUCAUUGCGGAUGUUGGUCUAGCCAAGGUUCAUACUCUCGCAACCGAAAUGCGCAACGAAGCUACACGUACAUUGAACGGAACGGUCAUGUACGAGCCACCGGAAGCUGUACUGCUGCUGACGAAGAACCGACCUCGAUCACGACGAUACGAUAUUUGGUCCAUCGGCUGUAUCUACUUCGAAUUCCUCAUUUGGCUUUUUACGUACGUUUACCCAUACUGGUGUAAAGCUGUGCGAUCCUGGCUGAUGAUUUCCGCGGGGUAG
This is a messenger RNA of Colletotrichum siamense, 1278 nucleotides long. Its product is annotated as Serine/threonine-protein kinase. The record is from RefSeq and is a predicted model, not a curated record. Gene Ontology annotation, biological process: peptidyl-serine phosphorylation; peptidyl-threonine phosphorylation. NCBI's taxonomy places the organism in Eukaryota, Fungi, Ascomycota, Sordariomycetes, Glomerellales, Glomerellaceae. The transcript has 3 exons. The coding region runs from base 1 to 1278 and encodes 425 amino acids. Gene Ontology annotation, molecular function: ATP binding; protein serine/threonine kinase activity.